AUGAAUCAUAGAAUUCCUAAUUUACCACCAUUUAUUCGUUCUGACCCUUCUUUAUGGUUCGCUCAGAUCGAGUUAAUUUUCGAGUCCUACGGUAUUUUUUCGCAAAGAGCCAGGGCCGGUACGUUGGUUUCCGCCCUCGAUCAUGAGGUUGUUCAAACAUUCGGCGAUUUAUUGACUAAUAAUAAUCAUAUCGAGAAUUUAUAUAUGGAAAUUAAAAAUCGUGUAACGGAAAGCUUUUCGGUUUCACCUGAAGCUGAAUUGAGAAGCGUUUUACGAGGCGAAAUGGUCAGCGAUGGUAAACCAUCAUUAAUGCUCAGUAGAAUUCGACACCUCGGCCGCGGUAAAUGUAGUGACGAAGUAUUAAGGUCAAUUUUCCUCGAACAUCUUUCUGCCAGUUGUCGCGCGAUUUUAGCUGUUUCGGAUAUUAAUGAUCUGUCUCGUUUGGCUUUGAUGGCCGAUCGUAUUGUUGCUUAUGACCCCUCGGAAAGAAAUGUUUCGGCAAUUUCAGCAAACUCGGAAAUUAUGAAUAGAUUGGGCGAACUCACUACAAGACUCGACGAAAUGUCAACCAGAUCUCGCAAUCAUUUCAAAUCUAAUAAUAAAAAUCAUUCCAGAUCUCGAUCUAAAUCUCAAUCUCGAAAUAAUCAGUCUCGCGAUCAGGGUUCAAAAGAUAAGAAAUUUUGCUAUCUGCAUUAUAAAUACGGCGAUAAAGCUUAUCGGUGUUACAAACCUUGCUCUUAUAAAAGUAAUUCUGGUAACGCAUUAAUACGAUUGAGACAUCGUCACCUUUUGCAAAGAUUUUGUGAUUUCCCGAAAAUCACCGGAUUGACUCAAGUAUCUCAAAUUCUCCCGAGCGAAGUCGCGCAUCAUAUUUUGACCACUGGCUCGCCUGUUGCCGAACGAGCCCGAAAAUUGGCUCCCGUUAAAUUCUCUGUCGCGAAGUCCUGGUUUCAGGAAAUGGAAGAGUCCGGUCGUUGCCGUCCUCCUUGCGCUGCUUGGGCUUCACCUUUGAACAUGACCUUAUAG
Leptopilina heterotoma is the source of this 1026-nucleotide messenger RNA. RefSeq lists its product as uncharacterized. The transcript is spliced from 2 exons. Lineage: Eukaryota; Metazoa; Arthropoda; Insecta; Hymenoptera; Figitidae. The record is from RefSeq and is a predicted model, not a curated record. The coding region runs from base 1 to 1026 and encodes 341 amino acids.